Messenger RNA from Dermatophagoides pteronyssinus (European house dust mite), 5273 nucleotides. RefSeq lists its product as uncharacterized. NCBI's taxonomy places the organism in Eukaryota, Metazoa, Arthropoda, Arachnida, Sarcoptiformes, Pyroglyphidae. The record is from RefSeq and is a predicted model, not a curated record.
UUUUCAAUUGAAAUUUUAAUUGUGAAUUUCAUAUUUUUCUGUGCCUUAUCCACCAUAACGAUGCCUUCAAUCAAAUCAACAUUAUUUACAGAUGCAUUUGUUUUGACUGAUUCGGAUAAAUCUUCAUCAAAACAAUCAUUUAAUAAUGAUAGAUCAAAUAUUCAUUCCACACCAACAAUAUUCAAUGAUUACAAUCUUGAUGAUAAUGAUGAUGAUUAUGAUUUUGAACGAAAAUUAUCAUCAACAGUGGUAAAAAUUAAAUAUGGUCUAUUACAAGGCUUACUUGUAAAAAUGGAUAAAGUGUUUGGAAAUACAAUCAAAUCAACCAAAAAUCAUCAUCAUCAUCAUCCAAUUCGAUUACAACCUGUAAAAGCUUAUCUUGGUAUACCUUAUGCAUCACCACCAACCGGUGCCUUACGUUUUAUGCCUCCGGUAACUCCUACCCAUUGGCGUGGUAUUCGUUUAGCAACUGAAUUACAAUCACUUUGUCCACAACGAAUACCAUAUGCUGAUCUUGUAUUAAAUCAAACAACAUCAACUGAAGCAUUGAAAUUAAUGCCAUUAUCACGAUUCGAAUGGCUUCGACGUAUCAUACCGCGAAUGUCAAAUCAAAGUGAAGAUUGUCUUUAUCUUAAUAUUUAUACACCGGAUUUAGGUUCAGAAUGGUCUGAAAUAAAAAAAUCUACAGUGAAAAAAACAUCCGAUUCGAUUGUCGUUGCCGAUCAACGUCAAGUAUUUAAUCAAGCUAAUGACAAUGGUGAAAACAACGACAGCGACAACUAUCAUCAUUAUUAUCAUUAUCAACAACAACAACGUCAAAAAUAUAAAAAGAAAAUUGAAAAUGAAGCCGAUUCUUCAUUAUCAUUCGGUAACAACAAUAACAACAACAAUGAUGAUGAUGAUGAAAAUAAUAAAAAUAAUGAUGACGAAGAUGAUGAUGAUGAUGAUUUAGCUGUCGGAACAAUUUCCAAUGAAGAUGGUGAUGAUGAUAAUGAUAAUGAUGAUGAAUUCAAUGAUGGUAAUAAUAAUAAUCAAGAUGAUGAAAAUGAUGGAGUUAAAAUAACUGAUGAAAAUUCGGAAUCAACUAGGCUUGAUGAUGAAAAUGAUUACAUACAAUUGAUCAAACAAGAAUUUAUACAUCAUCAUGAUAAUAAUGAUCAUAUGAUACGAAAAAGACGUCGUCAAACAUUAUCAUCAUCUUCUUCUUCAAUGUCUCAAAGAAAAUUCCCUGUGAUUGUAUUUCUUACCGGUGAAUCUUAUGAAUGGAAUCCUGGAUCAUUAUAUGAUGGAACAAUAUUGGCUAGUUAUGGACAAACAGUUGUUGUAACAUUGAAUUAUCGUCUUGGAAUUUUAGGAUUUUUGCCAGCAAACAUCGAUGGCACUAUGCGUGGAAAUUAUGGCCUAAUGGAUCAAGUAGCAGCAUUACAUUGGAUACAAGAAAAUAUUGAACAAUUUGGCGGUGCAUCCGAUAAUAUAACUCUUGUUGGUCAUGGUUAUGGUGCUGCAUGUGCUCAUCUAUUAAUGCUAUCACCAAUGGCUAAAGGUUUAUUUAAUCGUGUUAUUCUUAUGAGUGGCUCAGCGUUAUCACCAUGGGCUAUUGCUCGUGAUGCCAAUGUAUAUGCCGAACAAGUUGGAAGACAAUUAAAUUGCCCAAUCAAGAAAACUUCAUUGAUCAUUGAUUGUCUCCGAACACGAACAAUCGAUCAAUUACAGUUGGUUGAUUAUCAAGUGCCUGAUCAUUUAGCUGGAUUCGGUCCAAUUAUUGAUGGUAUUGUUGUACCACAAGAACCAAGAAUUCUUAUGCAUCAAAUGCGACAGUCAUUAUGGUUACGACAACAAUAUCAACAACAACAACAGAAUCAUUCAGAGCCAGAAAUUUCAUCAUCAGCAUGGUCAACCUUAUCUGCACAUUUGCAUCAAAUUCAUUCGAAUAAUGGUGCUCGAACAUCAUUAUCUAAUUCUAGGAAUCAUCAUAUCAUAAACAUUCCAAGUAAAAUGUCUGCAUCAUCAUCAUUUCCAAUCACAACAAAAUUCCAGUCGCCACAGCAACAACAACAAUCUCCAACAUUACCUUGGUUUUAUUGGACGACAACAAUACCAGAUUUAAUGGUUGGUGUAACAAGAGUAGAAUCACCAAUAACCAUAUUCAGUUCACAUGAAGAACGCAAUGGAAUUUCAUUACCACGUCGUGAUCGAUUAUUACGAACAUUAGUACGUAACCUCUAUGAUUAUCAUCAGCAGGCUAUUUUCUAUACAUUGAUUAAUGAAUACACAGAUUGGACAAAACCAUCUAUUGAACAUCCAUUGAAUUUAAUGGAUUCAUUAAUGGAAUUAUAUGCUGAUGCAUUGGUAGUUGCACCAUUGAUUGAAUCAUUGGAUCAUCAUUAUGCUCAAUCAUCAGCAACAACAAAAAGUUCAACAAACAAUCCAACAGUGACAUCCAGUAGUUCAUCAUUUACUACAACAACGAAUACACCUAAUACCUUUUUCUAUGUGUUUCAAUAUCAGAAUGAACAUUUUUCCAGACAAAGUUAUCAUGAACGUCUUGGUGCAGCCUAUGGUGAUGAUCUUGCCUUUAUAUUUGGUGUACCAUUCAUACUACAUAAUCAAGGUGAUAAUUACUUUUUCCAAAAUCAUAAUCAACAUCGCUAUUAUCAUCGAAAUUCGGCAAAAAGUAAAAGUAAAACUUGUUAUCCUACAUUGGAUAUUUCAUCUAAUUGGUAUCCAUCACCAUCAAGUGUACCAUCAUCAAAUAAAACAUCUAUGGGUGAAUUAGAAUUAUGUCAGCGAUUCAUAUCCACUUGGGUGAAUUUUGCUAUACGCGGGAAUCCAAAUGAUGAUGAUGAAAAUAUUUCAAAAAUUCGAUCAUUGCCAAAACAUUCACGUCAUCAUUCUCAUCAUUAUCAACAACAAAAAAAUUCAUUGUCUUUAUCAUCAUCAUCAAAGGAAAAAACAAUUCCAAAAACACAUGAUCAAUGGAUUGCAUUCUAUGGUUAUCAAACCGUACAUACAUCAUGGUCAUGGCAAUCGAAUACAAAAUUAUCCAACAACAAUCAACAACAACAACAACAAUGGCCACAAUAUGAUACGACAAAAAAAAGAUAUUUACAAUUUGGACAAUCAUCAAUUGAAUCGCGUGAUCAUUAUCAUAGCCAUCGAUUGUCAAUUUGGUUAUCGUUAAUACCACGUCUACAUGUACCAAUCGAGCUUAAAGAUUCAUCAAUAAUGCCUUUUUAUGGAUCAAUCGAUUCAAUGAUGGAAAAAUCGAUGGAUAAUGUUAUAAAUAUUGAUAAAAAUAAUGUUGAUGAUGAUCUAUCCGAUGAUUUUCAACUUGAUCAAGAUCAAUAUUUUUAUCUAAAACAUCAUUUAUUGCCUGAUCAUGAAAAUAUGGAUACAUAUGAUGGUAAUGUUAAAAAACUAUCAAUAAAAAUACCCGAAUCACAACAAUGGCAACAAAAACAUUUACGACGAAAUAUGACUAGUUUGUAUGAACAACAACAACAGACGUUAUAUGGACGUAUUUAUGAUACAAUGACUAAUAUGAUUAUUAAUGAUGGUUUAUCAUCAUCAUUAUCGUCAUCAUCAACAGGAAUUCGACCACAAAUGUCAACAUCUCAGCAACAAUAUGCUCGACGUCAAAUUGAAUCAAAUAAAAAUAAAAUUCUUAUACCAGAAUUAGUGAUACAUUCCAGUUCAAAACAAAAUGAUAAUAUUAAAAAUGAAGAUAAUAAUUUAGCAACCAAUUCAUUAGGAGUAAAUUCCGUCGAUUCCAAAAAUAAUUCACAUUCGGAAUCAAAAUCAGCUGUAUCGGCACAUCAAAUUCCAUCAUCAUCAUCAUUUGUAACUGAAACAUAUAGCACCUUGGUUUAUAUUUCAUUCAUAAUCGGUGGUCUACUAUUUUUACUCAAUUUGAUCAUCGUUAUUGGUGUAUAUUUUCAAAUGAAAAAUGGCCGCCAACAACGACGGCAACGACGACGACUUGAACAAGAACAAAAAUAUUGUACAACAUCAUUAGAUGAACAAAUUAAUAAUACUAAUCAACAACAGCUCGAACAAACAUCACAAAAACAUUUAGAUUCUAGUGGUAAAAAUAAUGGAAAUGGUGAUGAUGAUGAAGAAUUUUUGGAAAUGGCAACCACCACCACGACCAUAACUACAAAUGAUCAAUUUAAUCGUACACCAAAUAAAUACAUUAACCGAAAUCAACAACAAACCGAACAUAGUCAUCAUCAUCAUCAUAAUCAAAAAUUAUUGAAUCGUCAUCAUAGAAAUCUCGACAAUAGUAAUGUUGAAUCAACCAUAGUGAACCAAAAUGAUAUGAACAUUGGAUAUAAAAUAGAAAAAUCAACAUUACAACGAUCAACAUUAUCAAAAAUUGAUCAUCAUAGAAUAUCUGGCUAUAAAGAUAAGUUAUCAAUGUUGGAAACAAAUAAAAUCCGAAACUAUCAACAACAUCACAAUCAUCAAAAUAAUUAUGAUGACGCUAUUAAUAAUAAUAUAGAAAUGUUACAUUUAGUUGGAAAUUCUGCGAAUAAUGUUGACAGUGAUUCUAUUUUACAGCAAUCAUAUAAAAAUCUUAAAAUGAACAAAGUGAAUGUUGAUAAUACUAAAUUUCAAACAUUACCUUUAAAAUAUGGUAAACAACAACAACAACAACAAGAAAUGACGACUGAAUUUUAUACCGAUUCUGAACCAAUUAUAACAGCGACAUCAACAAUUUCUGAACAAUCUACACCAUUAAAAUCAAUAUUAAAAAAUUCCUCACAACAACAUCAUCAACAUUUAGAACAACCGGAUACAACAACUUAUUUAGUUGCAACCGAUUCAUAUCAGAUGUUAGAUCCAUCCACUAGUAAUACUGAUUCAUUAAUAUUUUCAUCAACAGAUUCACAAUUAUUACAAGAUGGACAUACAUAUUUGAAUGGAAAUGAUUUUGUUAACUGCUUUCUUACAGCUACAGCAACAACAAUGGAAACUGGUAAUGAUAAUAAUAAUGAAUAUAAUCAUCAUCAUCAUCGUCAUAAUCAUCCACAAAUAACAAACAUCAAUGAUAAUGCGAUUAAUGUACAACAUCACCAAGAUUUAAGCCAACUACCAUAUAUUACAUUAACCGAAAUGUAUCAACAACAACAUCAUCAUCAACAACAACAACAAUCAAGCAAUAACCAGGAUACGGAUAGAUCAUAGAUACAUACAUUGAGAAACCCAGCAAAAUUUUUUUCGAUUAAAAUUAAAUCUUGUUAUCAUUAACAUGAAACAAAAAAUAAAAAAUA